CCUAAUCUCAACCGUCGGAUGGAUUUCAUCCUUAUCUCAACCAGAUAAUAAUAGGAUAGAUUUCAUCUUGAUCUCAACCGUUGAAUGGAUUUCAUCCUAAUCUCAACCGUCGGAUGGAUUUCAUCCUUAUCUCAACCGGAUAAUAAUAUGAUAGAUUUCAUCUUGAUCUCAACCGUUGAAUGGAUUUCAUCCUAAUCUCAAUCAUCGGAUGGAUUUCAUCCUUAUCUCAAUCGGAUAAUAAUAGGAUUUCAUCCUAAUCUAUAAAAAUGAACAUCAUUUAGGUAAAUAACUCAGGAUUUCCAAUUCAUUUCAAAAUCAAAUCAAACAUUCUUAUUUGUCUUCUAAAAAUGAAUUUCUAUACUGGAGGUUCUUCUAAUAAUAAUGAUGAAAAUUCCUCUUCAUCAUCAGCAUCAUUAGAUUAUUGCAGAAGAGCAGCAAGUAAUCUUGCAAAAUAUUCGCAUGAACAACUAUAUGUUGCAAUAUUUGCAAGAAUAUCAAAAUAAUGAAGUUUUCAGAGUUGGCUCUGUUCUAGGUCAUUUAGUAAUCAAUCGAGAUCGUGAAGCAGUUGAUAAUAAUUUAUUUCUCGACUAUUUUUCAGAUAAUCCACAUUAUAAUGAUGGUAUGUUUCGUCGUCGAUAUCGGAUGUCCCGAAAUUUGUUUCUUCGUAUUGUUGAUGCAAUUAAAGCUCAUGAUAUGUACUUCGAAUAACGUACAAAAAAUCUGCUGUACAAAAAAUCACAGCUGUGUUUAGAAUGUUGGCAUACGGCUUGCCAACGGAUGCCACUGAUGAAUAUGUGAAAAUUGAAGAGUCAACUGCAAUUGAAAGCAUGAAGAGAUUUUCUCCAGCUAUCGUAGAGGUUUUUGGCCAGCAGUAUCUGAGAUCACCAAUAUCUAACGAUGUUGCAAGGCUUCUUCACAUCGGUGAGCAACGUGGUUUUCCAGGAAUGCUAGGUAGUCUAGAUUGCAUGCAUUGGAGAUGGAAAAAUUGUCCGACAGCAUGGGCUGGACAAUAUGCAGGUCGUAGUGGAUCCCCAACAAUAAUUCUUGAAGCUGUAGCUUGGAUAUGGUAUGCAUAUUUUGGUAUGCCCGACACCAAUAAUGACAUUAAUGUUUUAGAAUCGUCACAUCUGUUUUCCAAUCUUGCUAAAGGUAUUGCUCCUCCCGCCCAUUAUGUUAUUCAAGGAAACAAAUAUGAUGUGGGUUAUUAUUUAGCUGAUAGUAUAUAUUCAAAAUGGUCUACAAUUGUGCAAACCAUUCAUGAGCCACAAUCUCAAAAGAAGAAAUAUUUCGCGACGCAACAAGAAUCAUGUCGAAAAGAUGUUGAACGUGCAUCCGGAGUUUUGCAAUCUCGUUUUGCAAUUAUUGCAGGGCCGUCGCGUUUUUGGAGAAAAGAAGUGCUACAUGAUAUAUUAACAUCAUGUAUUAUACUGCACAACAUGAUAAUCGAGGAUGAGCGUGAUCUUAAUGCACUAAUUUAAGAUGCUUGGAAAGGUCCAACUCCAACAUUAGAAAUGGUAGUAGAUGAAAAUUAUCGAUUUGAACAAUUUUUAGCUCGACACAAAAAAAUUAAGAAUAAAGAUGCUCAUUUUGCACUUCGUAAUACAUUAGUAGAGCAUUUAUGGGAGCAACGUACUAAUCAUGAAAGUUGAAUAUUUAUGUAGAAAUUAAAAUAAAUUCUACUUUAAUGUAAUAGUAUUUAUUUAAUUA
Lycium barbarum (goji berry) is the source of this 1707-nucleotide messenger RNA. RefSeq lists its product as uncharacterized. The record is from RefSeq and is a predicted model, not a curated record. Bases 753 to 1478 code for a protein of 241 amino acids. NCBI's taxonomy places the organism in Eukaryota, Viridiplantae, Streptophyta, Magnoliopsida, Solanales, Solanaceae. The transcript has a single exon.